This is a messenger RNA of Globicephala melas (long-finned pilot whale), 6062 nucleotides long. It is a transcript of the gene LMO7, whose product is annotated as LIM domain 7. Gene Ontology annotation, biological process: regulation of cell adhesion; regulation of signaling. NCBI's taxonomy places the organism in Eukaryota, Metazoa, Chordata, Mammalia, Artiodactyla, Delphinidae. The record is from RefSeq and is a predicted model, not a curated record. Gene Ontology annotation, molecular function: protein binding.
GGGCGGGGCCGCGGUCCGGCGGGUGGAGCGGGAGCGGUUCUGGAAGUGAUGGAGGAGGCGGAGGCCGACUGCGCCCUAGCGUUCGCCGAGGCCCAGAGAUGGGUGGAGGCAGUGACAGAGAAGAAUUUUGAGACAAAGGAUUUUCGAGCCUCCCUGGAGAAUGGCGUUCUGUUGUGUGAUUUGAUUAAUAAGCUUAAACCUGGUGUCAUUAAGAAGAUAAAUAGACUGUCCACACCAAUAGCAGGUUUGGAUAAUAUAAACGUUUUUUUGAAAGCUUGUGAACAGAUUGGAUUGAAAGAAGCCCAGCUUUUCCAUCCUGGGGAUCUACAGGAUUUAUCAAAUCGAGUCACUGUCAAGCAAGAAGAGACUGAUAGGAGAGUGAAAAAUGUUUUGAUAACUUUGUACUGGCUGGGAAGAAAAGCACAAAGUAACCCCUACUAUAAUGGUCCCUAUCUUAAUUUGAAAGCAUUUGAGAAUCUUUUAGGGCAAGCUCUGACUAAGGCACUUGAAGAGUCCAGCUUCCUGAAGAGGAGUGGCAGAGACAGUGGUUACGGUGAUAUCUGGUGCGCUGAGCGUGGAGAAUUUCUUGCUCCUCCAGGCAACUAUAAGAGAGAAGAUUCAUUUGAAAGCUUGGACUCUUUGGGGUCUAGGUCAUUCACAAGCUGCUCCUCUGAUAUCACGUUGAGAGGGGCACGUGAAGGUCUCCUAGCUGUGUGUUCAACUGCUUCCUGUAGCCUCUUCUCUGUUACUACUGUAGACUCCUGCCAGGCACGGUGGAGGGGACGAGACUGCCUUUGGCUCAGGUUUACCCUGCAGGUGUGCUCCUGCCUAGAGCCCACAGCUCCCAGGUCCUCAGGUUGUGAAAGUGACACAGAUUCUGAAUUUACAUUCAAAAUGCAGGACCAUAAUAAAGAUGAUAUGUCAUAUCGAAGGAUUUCGGCUAUUGAACCAAAGUCCGCUUUACCAUUUAAUCGCUUUUUACCCAACAAGGGUAGACAGCCAUCCUAUGUGCCGGCGCCCUUAAGGAAGAAAAAGCUGGACAAAAAUGAGGAUAACAGAAGAAGCUGGACAAGCCCAGUCUGCAUAGAAGCCGAUGGAACAUUUCCAAGCAGAGCAAAGCAUGAUUUUUCGAAUCCAGAUUCCUAUCAGAAGGAGGUGUAUGGUUCUGAAAGUGGAUCAGACUCGGAGGAGGAACGGAGGUUGCCGGAUAUAGUUUUGGAUGACUUAGCCAACCGUAGAUUCCAAAUGAAAAAGAGGCCCGAGGGUUUCAUCUCGAAAAGCAUCUCUCCUAAGUCUUGUGCACCAGUCUUUUCUCCUGCUGACCCAUUAGCCACUGAGCUAUACAGAAUGACGAGUAACGAGAGGAGAACUUGGGGCACAAACGUGGAGAACUGGCCAACAGUACAAGAAACUUCAGACUCCUCUUGUUAUUUGGAAGAGGCAGAAGAAAAGACAAGCAUACCCAACACUGUAAGGGAUGAUCUUUAUGUGCGAAAGCUAAGCCCCAUCAUGCCAAGCCCAGGGAAUGCUUUUGAUCAGUUUCUUCCCAAAUGCUGGAUCCCAGAAGAUGUGAACUGGAAACGAAUAAAAAGGGAAACUUAUAAACCAUGGUAUAAAGAAUUUCAGGGCUUCAGUCAGUUUUUAUUACUUCAGGCCCUCCAGACAUAUUCUGAUGACAUCUUGUCUUCUGAAACACAUAUCAAAAUUGAUCCCACUGCUGGCCCAAGGCUCAUAACACGCAGAAAGAAUCUCUCUUAUACACCAGGAUAUAGACCAGAUGACCUGGAGAUGCCAGCCCUGGAUCCUGACUUAGAGAAUGAUGAUUUCUUUGUCAGAAAGACUGGGGCUUUCCAUGCAAACCCAUGUGUUCUUCGGGCUUUCGAAGACUUAAGAAGGCUUUCUGGGCAAGACGAUCCUGUAGAGCAAGAUAUAAUACUGCAGUGUAGGGAAGGUGAACUUGUACUUCCAGACCUAGAAAAAGAUGAUAUGAUUGUUCGCCGCAUUCCAGCACAGAAGAAAGAGGUGCCUCUGUCGGGAGCCCCAGAUAGAUACCAGCCAGUCCCUUUCCCCGAACCCUGGACUCUUCCUCCGGAAAUUCAAGCAAAAUUUCUCUGUGUACUUGAAAGGACAUGCCCACCUAAAGAAAAAAGUAAUAGCUGUAGAGUGUUAGUUCCUUCCUGGAGGCAGAAGAAAGAUGACAUGUUGGCUCGUAAGAUCCAGUCUUGGAAGCUGGGAACUACUGUGCCUCCAGUCAGGUUCACCCCUGGUCCCUGCAGCGAGGCCGACUUACAGAAGUGGGAGUCCAUCCGGGAGGCCAGCAGGCUUAGACACAGGAAGCGGCUGAUGGUGGAGAGACUCUUUCAAAAGAUUUAUGGUGAAAACGGGAGCAAGUCCAUGAGUGAUGUCAGCGCAGAGGAUGCUCAGAACUUGCGUCAGCUGCGUUACGAGGAGAUGCAGAAAAUAAAGUCACAGUUAAAAGAACAAGAUCAGAAAUGGCAGGAUGACCUUGCAAAAUGGAAAGAUCGUCGGAAAAGCUACACUUCAGAUUUGCAGAAGAAAAAAGAAGAGAGGGAAGAGAUUGAGAAGCAGUCGCUUGAGAAGUCUGAGAGAAGAUCUAAGACAUUUAACGAAAUGCUGCAGGACAGGGAAUCCCCAAAUCAGAUGUCUACAGUGACAUCGAGGAGGAAACUGUAUUCUUCUGAUGAUGGAGUGAAUGAAGAAAAACUUCCCCCUAUGCUGACUAUGUCAGAAGUAAGUUCCCAGAGUGAGAGAGUAGAAGAGAAGGGAACCACUUAUCCGACGGAAAUGCCUAAGCAAGAUUCUACAGCUUUUGCAAAAAGGGAGGCUACUAUCACAGCUGAAAUUCAGCUUCCUUCGAAAAGCCCCGUGGAAGAACAACGCCCAGCCUCUUUGUCUUCUCAGCAUUCACGACAAAUGGAGUCAACUCGAGUUUCAGCUGCUCUCCCUAGAAGUUACCAGAAAACUGAUGCGGCCAGGUUAACGUCUGUGGUCACACCAAGACCUUUUGGAUCUCAGUCAAGGGGAAUCUCAUCACUCCCGAGAUCCUACACGAUGGAUGAUUCUUGGAAGUAUAAUGGAGACGUAGAAGGCAUUAAGAGAACCCAAAGCAGCUCGGUCAGCAUCUCUGUGCAAAGACCUGACACGAGCCAGCUUGCGUCCAGGUCAUCCAGCGAAACAGAGGCAUCAGCACCCAGAGAAAGUGUGAUGAGGCUGCUCUCUCCUACACCCACCUUCUCAUCUCCUUCCCAGGGCCAGGCUGCCACUUCGAAAGACACGUUAUCUUUAACAUCUAGCCCUGAUUUAACGUCUGAGCUUGGAGAAGGGAGAAGCUCACCACAGACAGAGGUCUCAAGAUCACAGGAUCAGUUCAGUGAUAUGAGAAUCAGCAUAAACCAGACGCCUGGGAACAGCCUUGACUUUGGAUUUACAGUAAAAUGGGAUUUUUCCAGGAUCUUCGUAGCAUCAGUCGAACCAGGUAGCCCAGCAGAAUUUUCUCAGCUACAGGUAGAUGAUGAAAUUAUUGCUAUCAACAACACUAAGUUUUCACAUAAGGACACAAAAGAGUGGGAGGAAACCAUGGCUAAUGCUCAGGAAACUGGAAACCUAGUAAUGGAUAUCAGGCGCUAUGGAAAGUCUGACUGGGGCAAAGACCAGCCUUCCCUGCCAUUUACACGGCAUAAAACCCUCAAUCUCACCAGUAUGGCUACCAAAAUUAUAGGUUCACCUGAAACAAAGUGGAUUGAUGCAACUUCUGGAAUUUACAGCUCAGACAAAUCUUCAAAUCUAUCAAUAACAGCUGAUUUCUCAGAAAGCCUUCAGAAUUCUAAUACUGAAUCAAAGGAAAUUAAUGGAAUUCGUGAUGAAAGCAAUACUUUUGAAUCAAAAGCCUCUGAACCUAUUUCUUUGAAAAACUUAAAAAGGCGAUCACAAUUUUUUGAACAAGGGUCAUCAGGCUUUUCUUACAGUUCAUGGGUCUACCUCUGUGGAAGUUCCGAUUCUGUGGUGCCUGAUCUUCCAGUCCCGACCAUCAGUGCCCCGAGUCGCUGGACGUGGGAUCAGGAAGGGGAGCGGAAGCGGCAGGAGAGGUGGCAGAAAGAGCAGGACCGCCUGCUGCAGGAAAAAUAUCAACGUGAACAGGAGAAGCUAAGGGAAGAGUGGCAGAGGGCUAAGCAGGAGGCUGAGAGAGAGAAUUCCAAGUACUUGAAUGAGGAGCUAAUGGUCCUAAACUCAAACAGCAUUUCUCUGACCACACGGGAGCCUGCUGUGGCCACCCGGGGCGAAGAGUCCAAGGCACCUGACAGCGAAGGAACCCCAGCAGAGGAGGAAACGAGGCAGGAGCAGCAGCAAGAGAAAGACCAGGAGCAGAAGCAGCGCCAGGCAGAGGCAGAGGCAGACGAGCAGAAGCGCCAGGCGGAGAGAGAGAGGGAAACUUCUAUCCAAAUAUACCAGUACAGAAGGCCGGUUGAUUCCUAUGACAUACCAAAGAGAGAAGAAGAAUCUUCAGGUUUGCUUCCUAGUGACAGGAAUAAAUCCAGAUCCACUACUGAACUGGAUGAUUACCCCACAAACAAAAAUGGAAGCAAUAGAUAUUUGGACCGAACUGGGAGCAGUAGCUCAUCGCAGAAAAGCUCCAAGAAGGAACAAGUCCCAUCAGGAGCGGAGUUGGAGAGACAGCAAAUCCUUCAAGAAAUGAGGAAGAGAACGUCCCUUUAUGAUGACAACAGCUGGAUCCGACAGCGCAGUUCCAGUGUCAAUAAAGAGCCUAUUUGUCUGCCUGGGAUUAUGAGAAGAGGUGAAUCUCUAGAUAACCUGGAUUCCCCGAGAGCCAGUUCUUGGCGACAGCCCCCUUGGCUCAACCAGCCUUCAGGAGUCUAUGCCACUUCCUCUGUCCAAGACUUCAGUCGCCCCCCACCUCAGCUGCUGUCCACUUCGAACCGUGCCUACAUGCGGAACCCCUCCUCCGGCGUACCCCCUCCCUCAGCGGGUUCCGGGAAGACCACCACCCCGUCCCCCAUACUGCGCAGCCAUUCCCCUGCGGUUCCGCAGCCCGCCUCCCAGCCACGCAACAGGUCGGUCAGUGGGAAGCGCAUGUGCUCCUAUUGUCAUAACAUUCUGGGCAAAGGAGCCGCCAUGAUCAUCGAGUCCCUGGGUCUUUGUUAUCAUUUGCAUUGUUUUAAGUGUGUGGCCUGUGAUCGUGACCUCGGAGGCUCUUCCUCAGGAACCGAAGUCAGAAUCCGAAACAACCAACUGUAUUGCAACGACUGCUAUCUCAGAUUCAAAUCUGGACGGCCAACCGCCAUGUGAUGUAAGCCUCCACACGAAAGCACUGUUGCAGAUAGAAGAAGAGGUGGUUGCUGCUGGUAUAGAUCUAUAAAUACACGUUGUAUGUCCUUUUGCUCUCUUUUUUAAAAAGAAUAAUACUUUUUCUGGCCUCUUUAGAUUACAUCAGAGCAUUAUAGUCUUGGUAGAACCUGUAUUUUUGUUGUUUAUUUAUAAGAAGGUAAUUAUGUGUGGGGAAAAGUGCAGUAUUUCCUUUUUGAAUUCAGCAUUAUAAAAGCACAGGGGAAAAAUAAGAACUUCAAAAUAUUUUUUUGAUGCUGAUAAUGAUCUAGUUUGACUUUCUAAUGGUGUUUUGAGGAGGGUUAUUUUAUUGUUUUUUUUUUAAGUUUUGGAAACAUUAUUUCAAAUAGUUAAUAUAAAUAUGUAAUUGCAUUUGCUCCGUUUAUUAUAAUGUAUUCUAAAUUAAUGCAGAACAAUACGGAAAAUUUCACUAAAAUCCACCCCCAAAUUUGCUUUCUGUAUCCUUCUUUUCAUUUAUGUAAUAUUAUUAAAUUUUUUUUUAGCUUAUAUGACAUUUUAUUUGCUUGAUGAGGGGAGCUCUAUUUUCUUCACCAGAAUUGUCACUAAGCAAUUCCCAGUAGAAAUUGCUUCUUUUCAUUCAUGGAAAAUCAUCAUGGUUUGUAUGCCAGAAGUUUUCUCCAGAAACUAGUGAGCCUUUCUGUUCAACUGCAUUUGUAAAUAAACUUGCUGAUGCAUUUAAA